UGUCAUGGCGGCCCCCGUGGCCCGGGGCGGUGUCAGUGCUGGGUUCCUGCGAGUGGCCCGGGACGCUUGGUGGAGCAGGCCCGGGGGGUUUUCGGGGUCCGGGGAGGCGUCGGCGACCAGCAGGAGGUUCCGGGUGACAGGCUUGCGCCCGGCGGGGGAGGAAUCCAGCGGCCCGGAGCGGCCCGAGGGCGUGGUGAACGUGGUGUUCGUCGACCGCUCAGGCCAACGGAUUCCAGUCAGCGGCAAAGUCGGAGACAGUGUCUUGCACCUCGCCCAGCGCCAUGGGAUAGACCUGGAAGGUGCCUGCGAAGCAUCCCUGGCCUGCUCCACCUGCCACGUCUACGUGAGCGAGGCCCACCUGGCCCUCCUGCCGGAGCCCGACGAGAGGGAGGACGACAUGCUGGACAUGGCCCCCCUCCUGCAGGAGAACUCGAGACUGGGCUGCCAGAUCCUCCUCAGCCCGGAGCUGGAAGGCGCGGAGUUCACGCUGCCCCGGAUCACGCGCAAUUUCUACGUGGACGGCCACGUCCCCAAGCCCCACUGACCCGACGGGGCACCCCCGGGCCUGGCCGGGCCUGCCACACCGCGCCUCCCCUCCGCCUGGCGAAGGGCCCAAGGCCACAGGCGCAUGCCCUCCUCCCUCCAGAGUCGAUUGCACGUGCUCCCUUGGGGUCUGGGACCCCGGAGGACGCCCCACUUUGUAUUGUACGCCCCGUCGGCUGAGCCCGAGAUCUGGGGAGAGGGUGGAACCGAAUUAAA
Suncus etruscus (white-toothed pygmy shrew) is the source of this 759-nucleotide messenger RNA. It is a transcript of the gene FDX2, whose product is annotated as ferredoxin 2. Lineage: Eukaryota; Metazoa; Chordata; Mammalia; Eulipotyphla; Soricidae. Gene Ontology annotation, molecular function: 2 iron, 2 sulfur cluster binding. Gene Ontology annotation, cellular component: mitochondrion. The record is from RefSeq and is a predicted model, not a curated record. Gene Ontology annotation, biological process: P450-containing electron transport chain; positive regulation of oxidoreductase activity. The transcript is spliced from 5 exons. Bases 5 to 544 code for a protein of 179 amino acids.